GUCUGCGACCGGAAAUUGUUAUGGAAAUUUGUUCGCGGGCUCUAUCAUUUUGGACGUAUCAAACAACUCAGGAGGCAUGCUUUCAAGAAAUGAUGUACAAGAGUCUGGAAGACAAGUAUACGCAAUUGGAGAAGCAAGUACAGGGAGUAGUGAGAGAUGCUCAAGCCGAAAUCACAACUUUGACGAAAGAUAUAGAACUUGAAAAGCGGAAAACUCAUGAUUUAGCAGAACAACUACAGGAGAAAGGAAGACAAUUUUCAAAAUUACAGGUCAUGUAUGAUAAAUUAAAGCGUCGUUCACUAGUUCCUACGAUGCAACAAACAGUAAAUAGUACCGCUGGCAAUGUUACCGGCGGCGGAAAAAUGAGUUUUCCUAAUUUGCAGCAACCUGGAAUGCAACGUCUGUACGGAGAAAAU
Molecule: messenger RNA, 416 nt
Organism: Acaulospora colombiana
Lineage: Eukaryota; Fungi; Glomeromycota; Glomeromycetes; Diversisporales; Acaulosporaceae
Source: the annotation of a GenBank genome assembly